Messenger RNA from Neltuma alba, 1305 nucleotides. RefSeq names its product exopolygalacturonase-like. Gene Ontology annotation, molecular function: polygalacturonase activity. NCBI's taxonomy places the organism in Eukaryota, Viridiplantae, Streptophyta, Magnoliopsida, Fabales, Fabaceae. The transcript has 5 exons. The record is from RefSeq and is a predicted model, not a curated record. Bases 1 to 1305 code for a protein of 434 amino acids. Gene Ontology annotation, biological process: carbohydrate metabolic process.
AUGGCCUUUCAAGGAGGGAUGGUUCUUUCUGCUGUGAAUAUAAUUCUGAUGAGUUUUACAGUGCUGUCAUUAUCGUUAUCGGAUUAUGGUGUGGAAGCAAGAGCAAGAAAAAGGCCAGUUUCUGGGCCUGAUAUGUUCAUGGGUGAAAAUUUAGCCGUUGAUAAACUUCUUCCAGGUGAACAAAUCAUCAACGUCCUGAAUUUUAAAGCCAAACCCGAUGGCCGCACUGAUUGCACUCAGGCAUUUAUGACGGCAUGGAGAACUGUGUGUAACUCGCAACAACAAGCGAGGCUUUAUGUUCCGCCGGGGAAAUUCUAUGUUUCUACCAUGUUCUUUGCAGGGCCGUGCAAGCCACCACAAGCCAUCACUAUCAAAGUUGACGGCACCAUUCUGGCUUCCACAGACCCUUCUGAAUACGUCAACGGCGAAUGGCUCAUCUUCUCCGACCUCAGAGGAAUCAAGCUCAUCGGCGCCGGCACUUUCGACGGCCAGGGUAAAGACAUGUGGGCCGCCAACACCAAUUGCGAAAACGACCCUUCCCCUGAAUGCAAAAGACUCCCCAGUAGCAUUCAAUUCAACAAUGUGACAGAUGGACUGAUACAAGGAAUAUCAUCAGUGAAUGCAAUGGGCUUUCACUUCUUCAUUACAAAUUCAGCCAACAUCAGACUACGAAACCUUAGGAUCAACGCACCAGGAGAUAGCCCUAAUACAGAUGGCAUUCAUAUGAGCCACUCCAUCAACGUCAGAAUAUCCAAAUCUCUCAUUCAAACUGGAGAUGACUGUAUCUCUAUGAUUCAAGGGGUCGACAAUGUGGCCAUUAACAAAGUCACAUGUGGCCCUGGACAUGGUUUUAGCAUUGGAAGCCUUGGGAAAUACGUUGAUGAGCUCGAAGUGAAGAACAUUCGUGUGCUGAAUUGCACAAUGGUGGGCACAACUAAUGGACUGAGAAUCAAAUCAUGGCCAGAUAAGUACCCAGGCGCAGCAUCACAAAUAAUCUUCAACGACAUUGUUAUGAACAACGUUGCAAAUCCCAUCGUCAUUGACCAAGAAUACCAGUGCCAACCUGCAAAAUGCACCAAGAAGCCGUCACUGGUGAAAUUAAGUGGGAUUCAGUAUUCGAAUAUUAGAGGGACAACAACUUCAGAAAUUGCAGUGGACUUGCGUUGUAGUCGUCAAUAUCCAUGCGACCAUGUUCAGUUAAAUAACAUAAACCUCAAGACAGUAAAACCACCCCCUCCUACCUCCAGAUGUCUCAAUGCCAAACCUCUCUAUAAUGGCCUGCAAUCCCCACCACCCUGCUCAUAG